Molecule: messenger RNA, 1760 nt
Organism: Apus apus (common swift)
Lineage: Eukaryota; Metazoa; Chordata; Aves; Apodiformes; Apodidae
Gene: ETV4
Product: ETS variant transcription factor 4
Exons: 12
Biological process (GO): regulation of transcription by RNA polymerase II; cell differentiation
Cellular component (GO): nucleus
Molecular function (GO): sequence-specific DNA binding; DNA-binding transcription factor activity, RNA polymerase II-specific
Source: RefSeq, a predicted model, not a curated record
AUGAAGGGGUACCUGGACCAGCAGGUGCCGUUCACCCUCCCGCAGCAGCCUCCGGGCCAGGCGGCUCCUGGCGGCGGAGCUCUGCUGGGCGCUAGGAAGAGACCCGGGGACGCGGGCUCGGCGCCGGCGCAGGAUUCGGAAGACCUCUUCCAGGACUUGAGCCAGUUCCAGGAGACUUGGCUGACAGAAGGUAGGCUCCUUUCCCUUGCUCUAUUUCGUUUUUGCCAAAUCUAAUUCUCCUCUCUCUCUGUCCCUCCCCUGGCAGCUCAGGUUCCAGACAGUGAUGAGCAAUUUGUGCCUGACUUUCAUUCAGAAAACUUAGCUUUUCAUAGUCCUCCUGCUAAGAUCAAAAAGGAGCCUCAAAGUCCCUCAUCAGACCACACAGUGUCCUGCAGCCACCAGCAGCCAUUCCAGUACCACAAUGGCGAGCAGUGCCUUUAUGCCAGUGCCUAUGAUCAACCCAGACAAGUUGGAAUCAAGUCCCCCAGCCCAAGAUCCUCAAUACAGUUACCACUCCAACAGUUCCCCAGAGAGGACCGGAGCUUCCUGACCCCUGCGGGGCCACCCCACCCCACAUCCAGCUGUGGAUACCUCAGUGAAAACAGCUCUGCGUAUCAGCCCCCUGUGGAGAUGUGCCAUUCCUUCCCCUCCUCCCAGGGCAUGGCCCAGGAAGAUCCCAUUGCCUACCAGCACCAGAUGUCCAAGCCCUGCCUUCAGUACCCUGAUCAGGGCUUCAAACAGGAGUACCACGACCCACGGUAUGAGCAAGCAAGCCGGGCAGGCAGCAGUCAUCAGUACCCAGCAGGAAUGAUGAUCAAGCAGGAGCAGGUGGACUACAUGUAUGACUCAGAUUUUCCUGGCUGUCCUUCCAUGUACAUAAAUGUUGAGAGUUAUCCAAGCGUUUCCAAUACAGAAGAUGCAUUAGGCUGCAGCUAUGACAAGCAGAGGAGGCCCUUUACUGAUGAUGUCUGUGUUGUUCCAGAAAAAUUUGAAGCAGGAGACAUGAAGCAGGAAGCUGGAGGGUAUCGGGAAGGACCUCCAUACCAAAGACGGGGAUCUCUCCAACUCUGGCAAUUUCUUGUGGCUUUACUGGAUGAUCCAACCAAUUCCCACUUCAUUGCUUGGACUGGUCGAGGGAUGGAGUUCAAGCUCAUUGAGCCAGAGGAGGUAGCCAGGCUGUGGGGUAUCCAAAAGAACCGUCCAGCCAUGAACUACGACAAACUGAGCCGAUCCCUUCGUUACUACUAUGAGAAAGGCAUCAUGCAGAAGGUGGCUGGAGAGCGCUACGUGUACAAGUUUGUGUGUGAGCCUGAAGCCUUGUUCUCUCUGGCCUUCCCUGAUAACCAGCGGGCAACUCUGAAGGCAGAGUUUGACCGACAGAUCAGUCAGGAAGACACAGUGCCUCUUUCUCAUCUGGAUGAGAAUGCCACUUAUCUGCCAGACCUUGGGAGCCUCCCUCCACAGCUUUACAGCAAAGGCUACACAUACUAGCAUUGCUGGGAGCAUGCUGUGCCCCCCUUGCUUGUGUAUAUAAGGAGAUGUCUGGUUAGUAUUCUGUCAGUAUAAACAUUUUUCCCAGUCCAGCCUAGGGUGGCACUAAACUAUGAAUACCUACUUUGGCCAGGAAAAAUGUUCAGGUACACAUGAAUAAUCAUCUGGCAGUUGAUAGGGCUCUUGUGUGCUUGUGAUAAGACCCUCCCAUUUGUCAGGAUGGGACUCAUUCUCAGUUAUGUAGACAUCUUCCAUGGAGCAGAGCUGCA